Molecule: messenger RNA, 1710 nt
Organism: Penicillium taxi
Lineage: Eukaryota; Fungi; Ascomycota; Eurotiomycetes; Eurotiales; Aspergillaceae
Product: sulfite oxidase
Exons: 2
Coding region: 1-1710 (569 amino acids)
Cellular component (GO): mitochondrion
Molecular function (GO): oxidoreductase activity; molybdenum ion binding
Source: RefSeq, a predicted model, not a curated record
AUGUCUACCCUCACUGCGAGACGCGCCUCGGUAGAUACUACCAAUCGUCCUGAUGAGUGGAUGAUUGAACAGGGUAUGGCAGGUCACAAGCUGCCUAUCCUUGAUCAGAGCGGAAAGGGAACAGUGCAUAUAUACCCCGCGGGGCCCACAAAGAUUGUUCAAGAUCAAGCGGCGAUUCGGUCGGUCGGUGAUCGUGCAAAGCUGUUUGCUCGAGAGCGAAAAGGUUGGAAAGGCUAUGUCGAAUGGGAAAAUUACCCCGAGAAAAAGAAAAAGGCACACAAGAUCCUCACUUCUCAGAGCUUCCCGGAAUGUCCCGACUAUCAGUUUGGUCCAAUUCCAGGAACCAACCCUGUGUUGACAGGCGAUGACUUCAAAGCGUGGCACGCAGCCAUAGGUGGCGAGCUGGCCGAUGCAGCGGACGACUCGUGGAGGAUAGUUUUGGAGGAAAAACACCCAGAUAUGCUUCACCUUCUCCAGUUCCCAUAUAACGGCGAGCCUCCUAAGCGACUCGUUACCUCAAAGGCAAUCACACCAAACCCACUCCAUUUCGUGCGGAACCACGGCGGGAUUCCCAUCAUCGACAAGGAUAACUGGGAUUUAUCCCUCGAUGGACUGGUGAAAACCCCGAAGAAAUACAACCUGGAUGAUAUCAUGGAUGAAAGCCGAUUCCCUCGGAUGGAAAGAACUGUGACGAUCCAGUGCUCUGGUACCCGUCGCAUUGAACAAAUUAGUCUGUACGGCGGACAGGGUGACGAGGUCCCACAGGCGCCUUGGGCAGAAGGUGCCAUCAGUACAGCUCGCUAUGUGGGUAUCAGUCUGAAGAAGUUGAUCAAAGACUGUGGAGGUCUGAUCGAACCGGCUAAGCACCUUGAGCUCUACGGCGCAGAGACAUAUGUCAAGGACUUGGAGGUCGGCAACUAUGUUGUCAGCGUUCCGUGGUCCAAGGUGAAAGCCAACGAGGUAAUCCUAGCCUGGGAAAUGAACGGCGAGCCACUACCCAAGAUCCACGGAUACCCUCUACGGGUCGUCGUGUUAGGGUAUAUUGGUGCGCGAAGUGUCAAGUGGCUGUACCGCAUCAAGGCAAUCGAAAAUCCUUCCAUGGCCCCGGUGCAGAGCAAGGAGUAUCUAUAUUUUAACCAGCAAAUUGGAAAGUACAACCUCCGUCCAACGGACGGUAUCCAGAUUCAGGAAAUGCCUGUCAGCUCAGCCAUCAUGUCACCCUGGACCAAGCAAGCCGUUAUCCACAACGGCUCAAUCAAAUGCCAAGGAUGGGCUUACUCCGGCGGAGGUCGCUGGCCAGAACGCGUCGAAUUAUCAGCGGAUGGUGGAUUCUCGUGGUAUGCAGUGCCGGAAGAGAAUCUGUCCAAAAAGGGUCAGUGGGUGUGGCGAACAUGGGAGAUUGAUCUACCAUGCGAUGUGGAAGGAUGGAUCGAGAUAGUCUGCCGCUGCUGGGAUAACUCACUCAACACUCAACCUCUCAAUAUCCGCGCGGCCUGGAACUGGGGUCUACAUGUGACAUCUUCGGCGCAUCGCAUCAAGGUCUACAGCAUCAACAAAAGCCACGAACUAACGAGAAAGCGUAUCGAGAAGUUUGAGAAGAUGGGCAUUCCUCUUGGCCCUGUUACACGCUAUGACGCAGUUUCAAGCCAGACUGACGAGGAGUACGCUCAGUAUUGGAAGACGCACGAUCCUCGCGAUGUGGAUGAGUGA